UCUCUCUCUCUCUCUCCCUCAGCUGUAGGGCAGAACUGUGUUUUUGAAAGAGGCCCCACCCCUCUUGCUCUGAUUGGUUGCUAUCCUCUGGCUGGGGCGGGGCCUGGGAGUCUGCCGUCCCUUGACUGUGCGAGGCAUUACACAAACACUCACACGCGCAGGCUCGAACACAUCUCUGUAGACAUACACAUACACAGACCUGAACGUUCUCUUACUCACACACUCGCACACACACACACACACACACACACAGAGGGAGUCACUGGCAGCUCCUGUCAGUGGACUGAAGCUGUUUAAAGCUGUUUCCUGCGGAGAUCAGUGCAAGGUUUAACUCCGCAAAGCUGCUGUUGAGGUCACAAACAGGAGGAUCAGGGAAGAGAAAGUGAAGGAGGACAGAAGAGGGAGAAAAAGAAGACAGGAGAAGAGGAAAAGCAAACUUAAGUUUUCACUUUGGGGGUCACGGAUUCCUCCAUUCUUUACUUUCUUUCUUCUCCUGGAGAGGAGAAUUAUUCGCGUGUCACUCCUUUCAAGGGACGAGAGAGGUAGAGAGAAAACGAGCGCGCGAGAGAGAGAGAGAGAGUUCACAUGACAUAAUCAGAGUGAAUGGGUUGCCAUGGUAACUGACACCGGCAGGCUGACCCUGGAGAAGUGGAUGUUGAAUGGGGAGAGAGACGCCGCGGAGAGCCACAGAGAGUAACGGGGGAGCCGGCGGAGAGAGGGAGCGAGGAGGCAGUAGCACAGAAGAGAGGAGGCAGCAGCGGGAGCAGGAGCAGGAGCAGCAGGAGGUGGAGGUGGGGGAGGAGAGCACAGCUCUAGAAUGGAGGACGGCUUUUCCAGCUACAGCAGCCUCUAUGACACCUCCUCGCUGCUGCAGUUCUGUAACGAUGACAGCGCGUCGGCGGCGAGCAGCAUGGAGGUGACGGACCGGCUGGCCUCCCUGGAGCAGCGCGUCCAGAUGCAGGAGGACGAGAUCCAGCUGCUCAAGUCGGCGCUGGCCGACGUGGUGAGGAGGCUCAACGCCUCUGAGGAACAGCAGGCCAUGCACACCAGGAAGGGACCCACCAAAGCUCGGCCAAUGAUGGCAGCCCUGCCCCUACGGCCCACGGUCAACAACGGCACUGUCUUACCAAAGAAAGGCAGCGGCACCCUCCCAUCCCCCUCAGGCUCCCGCAGGGAUGCCCCAGCACCAGCGACCAAGAGCUCAGCCAACCUCACCCACAGGCCUCCCAAAAGCACUGUGAAGAGGACGAGCUCCUCGGAGCACGUGGGCACCCAGGGCCGGAAGGAGAGCUCGGGCGACGCCCGGGGAAACAACCGCACGCGUGCCGGCUCCACCGGCAGCAACUCAAGCGGCAAGAAAGCCAGUGAGAGCAAAUUGAAGGAGCCGGUCUUCAAUGCAGGGAUGCGCCGCGUGACCCACUGCAAAGAAGAAGGGUAUGUCAAAAUGUAUUUGAAGGGACGGCCCAUCACCAUGUACAUGCCCAAAGACCUGGUGGACUCCUACUCCCUGGAGGCCAAAGCCGAGCUGCCGCCCAGGAAGCUGAAGCUGGAUUGGGUAUAUGGCUACCGGGGGCGAGACUGUCGCUCUAACCUGUACCUGCUGCCCACGGGGGAGACGGUGUACUUCAUCGCCUCCGUGGUGGUCCUGUACAACGUGGACGAGCAGCUGCAGAGACACUACACCGGCCACACGGAUGACAUCAAGUGCCUGGCUGUCCAUCCCGAUAAAAUCACCAUAGCGACAGGUCAAGUGGCUGGCACCUCUUCGGAUGGCAAACAGCUGGCUCCUCAUGUGCGGGUGUGGGACUCUGUGAGUCUGAACACGCUUCAUGUGCUGGGCACCGGAUUCUUCGACCGCGCUCUCGUCUGCCUGGCCUUCUCAAAAUCGAAUGGAGGCAGCACACUAUGUGUGGUGGACGACUCCAAUGAUCACGUCCUGUCUGUGUGGGACUGGCAGAGAGAGGAGCGCCUGGCUGAGGUCAAGUGCUCCAAUGAGUCUGUGUUCGCAGCAGAUUUCCAUCCCACAGACGCAAAUAUCAUUGUGACUUGUGGAAAAUCCCACCUGUAUUUCUGGACACUGGAGAGGGGGACACUUGUCAAAAAGCAAGGCCUGUUUGAGAAACAAGAGAAGCCCAAGUUUGUCUUGUGUGUGACUUUUUCAGAAAAUGGCGACGCCAUAACUGGAGACUCCAGUGGAAAUAUACUUGUGUGGGGAAAAGGCACUAAUCGCAUUAGCCACGCCAUUCAGGGGGCGCACGAGGGGAGCAUCUUCGCCCUGUGCAUGCUCAGGAAUGGCACGCUGGUGUCUGGGGGGAAGGACCGCAGGCUCAUCUCCUGGGACGGAAACUACCAGCAGAUUCAGACUGUCGAGGUCCCUGAGCUGAACGGGCCAGUUCGCACUGUUGCAGAGGGCCGGGGUGACAGUGUCCUCAUAGGAACCACCAGAAACUACGUUCUUCAAGGCAGCCUAGAUGGCGAGUUCAUCCCCAUAACACAGGGACACACCGAUGAGCUGUGGGGUUUGGCGGUUCAUCCACUGAAGCAGCAGUUCCUCACCUGUGGCCAUGACAAGCAUGUGUGUCUGUGGGACUCUCUCUCCCACCAACCCGUCUGGACUAAGACCAUGGAGGAUGCUGUCCAGUCUUCUGGAUUCCACCCAUCAGGUUCUGUGGUUGCCAUAGGAACGCAGAUGGGCAGAUGGCUUGUUCUGGACACUGAUACCAAGGAUCUGGUGACGGUUCACACAGACGGGAACGAGCAGCUGUCUGUGAUGCGAUUUUCACCUGAUGGUAAUUUCCUGGCCAUCGGAUCACACGACAACUACAUCUACAUCUAUGCUGUAGCUGAGAAUGGAAAGAAGUACAGCCGAGUGGGGAAGUGCUCAGGACACUCGAGCUUCAUCACACACCUGGAUUGGUCGGUGGACUCCCAGUACCUCGUCUCCAACUCGGGAGACUACGAGAUACUGUACUGGAUUCCAUCUGUUUGCAAGCAGGUGGUGAGUGUGGAGACCACCCGCGACAUCCCAUGGGCCUCCUACACCUGCACACUGGGCUUCCUCGUGUUCGGACUUUGGCCCGAGGGCUCGGACGGCACAGACAUCAACGCCGUGUGCAGGUCUCAUGAGGGCAGGCUGCUCGUUACCGGGGACGACUUUGGGAAGGUCCAUCUCUUCGCCUUCCCCUGCUCACAGUUUCGAGCACCAAGUCAUGUCUACGCUGGGCACAGCAGUCAUGUGACCAACGUCACCUUCCUGUUUGAUGACAGUCACCUGGUGUCGACUGGUGGGAAGGACAUGAGCAUCAUGCAGUGGCGGGUAGUGUAAGGCUGAGCCUUCCGCCAAGCAAGUACACAUACAGGAUAACCCAGGAGGAAAGCAGGGAGGGCCCCAGGACUUUUCUAGAAGUUUCUCCUGCGCAUCGAUCAAUGACAGGGGAUAGGAUGUGAGGGGAAAUAAAGACUUUUACAACAACCCCUGGUGGAUUAUAAUGGUUACUGCAGGCAUUGUCUAUCGUUAUAAAGUUUUUCUUUGUCGUUUGGUUUCUGUUGUUUGGAUUUCACAACUCAGGAAACCUUGUAGUCGAAGCAAAGCAAAGGACAUGGAUCUACAUGUUCUCUUUGCUUCCAGAAUGAAGGCUUCAGACUCCCUGACACCACCCCGCCUUGAAAAACAUCAACAACAACAACAACAAAAAGAAACUUCUUCCAUAAUAACCAAGUUCUAUGAGGUGCUACCCAAGCACCACUGUUUGGUGAAACCACAUCCGCUGGAAUUAAAUCAAUGUGUUACGUGUUGUAAACAUAGUGCAGUCCUGCCAUGCCUUUGUAAUUUUUAAAGACAUUUUGUUUUCAAAUAAAUGCUAGUUUCAGGGAUUGGUCAAACCAAAUAUCCCGAGAUGAGGGUGACAAAUGUGUUGUUUACGGUGGUGGAAAAAUGUGGUCGACACCGCCACCACCUGGCUGUUUGAGGGAUUGCACUAUAGCCUGUGAAUUCUCUUCAGUCCCACGCCCAAAUCUCCACACACGAUUUUUGUUUCCCUUCCCGCAAAAUAAGUAAAUUUAAUGACCAAGAAUGAAUCAUAAAUAUUUUUGUUCAUAAUUCAAGCAUGAACUUUUUAUUUUCAUCCACCAAAUUAGAAGUUGUUCUUUGCUAGUUUUUUUCUGCACCUGUACCUGUAUUUGUCUGAAUCCAUUUGGUUGAAUAUUGAAAUACAGAGCGGUGUCUUCUGGUUGAAGAAAGCCGAUUGAACAAUGCUUUAUGGUAAUUUGAACGAAUUCUGAGGGAUUCAGUUUUUGUAUAUAGUUUUUAUUUUAUAAAAAACUUUCACACCGAAAUUCACAUUUUGCCUACCCAACCCUUAUCGCCCUUGUUCUGGCACCUUAGAAUCUCCCUCAGUUUAUUUGGACCAUUCCUGAGGUUACAUAUUUGCCUUUCAAAAGUCAAACAGAGGCAAAUAAAGAAAAUAUUAACGACGAAUAAAUAUAUACCUUACUGUAAGAAGCUAUGGGAUCCUUCCUACAAAAAAGGGCAACUGUAAAGACUGCAAAUCACCAACGUGUGCAACUCACAAGGGUUACUUUUUCUGAUAAAGUUGUCUGAUGAUCUGUGAAAGCAUGCAUACUGUACAUUUAGUUGUAGCUUUUUCAUGACAUCACCGUCAGAUUCUUAUUCACAUCUCUGCUAUGCGUAUCAUGCUGAUGUAAGCUUGUUUACUGUUAAAAGAGAUGAAGCAAUGAUGGGUCCUUUUACAGUCUCAAACUGUUAGUUUGAUGGAUUUUAAUGGAUUUCAGUAUGGGAAGUGAACUGAAUGCAGGCUUUGUGAAUUUGGUAAACUAUACACUGAUUGGUUUUUGAGGAGUGAGAGACAACAUGGGUGAGGGAUGCACUACUAAUGAGAAUUAACACAGUAAUUGUGUUUGACAGUAAAAAAAACAACAAAAAAACCCAUUAAAGUCAUUUAACCUAAAA
This is a messenger RNA of Clupea harengus (Atlantic herring), 4969 nucleotides long. RefSeq names its product EMAP like 1 (gene eml1). Gene Ontology annotation, biological process: microtubule cytoskeleton organization. Gene Ontology annotation, cellular component: mitotic spindle. Gene Ontology annotation, molecular function: microtubule binding. NCBI's taxonomy places the organism in Eukaryota, Metazoa, Chordata, Actinopteri, Clupeiformes, Clupeidae. The record is from RefSeq and is a predicted model, not a curated record.